This is a messenger RNA of Sordaria macrospora k-hell, 1380 nucleotides long. RefSeq lists its product as uncharacterized. NCBI's taxonomy places the organism in Eukaryota, Fungi, Ascomycota, Sordariomycetes, Sordariales, Sordariaceae. Gene Ontology annotation, biological process: nuclear envelope organization; lipid homeostasis. The record is from RefSeq and is a predicted model, not a curated record. Gene Ontology annotation, cellular component: nuclear membrane; nuclear envelope.
AUGGAUCGCCGAGGAAACGAGUCGCCCAUGGAAUGGGAAUUCGAUAGCAAACCGCCCGUGGAUCACACAAGCCCAUAUGCUUCUUUGCUAUCCAAACAACAACCACUAUCUUCGUUCAGUAGUUCAACACCAAAGACUAGCAACCCCACGUUUGGAGCCCCGACAGCUACUCCCCGAAACAACAUUCUCCACGAGCACCGAGAUACCCUUAAACCCCCUAAUACAUCUUUCAACCCUCAACUCCAGAACAAGCCGACGGCGCCCCAGUUCCGAAACCCCGCCUUUGCUACACCACAGAAACGGUCCGAUGAACAGGCGUCAGAAUCACCCUCCGAGGCUAGCCCCGCCAUGACGGACAUAUCUGAAAUGCCACCCGACACCCCCGAGGCUAUGUUCAAUGACAGCUUCAAGAUCCCGGGAAGGGCUUACACACCACUACAAGCGGGUAGGGCCAUGUUCACCAGGCAAUACUUCCAAAAUGGCAGGCAGAGGAAGCGCAAACGCCAGCGCGGCGACCGUGACGUCGGAAGCGUACGAUCUCGCCUCGACCAUGCAUCUGACGAAUCUGAUAGUGAUUGGGAGGAGGGAGUGCGACCAGGAAGGAGGCGGUCCUCGACAGACAAGAACGCAAACCCUGGCUGGUUGACCAGCUUCCUCGACACCGUCAGCAAAUACCCUGCUGCUCCGGCUGUGCUUUCGAGGUGGCUACAAUUCGUUAUCAACACGUUUCUGAUCGGCGUCAUUCUGUUCGCGGUCUUUAGUUGCGUAAUGGCUGUACGAAACGAUCUCUCGCGUGCCGCCGACAAGGCUCGGUCGAACCUGAUGCACGAGAUAUCGCAAUGUACAAGCAAUUACCACAAAAACCUAUGCGCUCCCAAGCUAAAUCGGGCACCGGCUUUGGAGAUGCCCUGUAACGAAUGGGAAGCGUGCAUGAACCAGGACCCGUCAACCGUGAUGAUGACUCAGAUCUCAGCAAGGAAUAUGGCCGAGAUAUUGAAUGAGUUCUUUACCAUAAUAUCUUACAAAACAUGGGGCUUCAUCCUAUCAGCAUUCCUUGUGGCCAUCAUUGGCACCAAUGUAGGAUUCGGCUCCCUGCGUGAUUCUGGAGCAUUGAGACCAUCCUCUCCGAGGAAACAUGCAGAACCGGCACCAGUAGCAGCGCCGCCGCCUACUCCUGUUCAUCCGAUUUUCAACACCCCGGCGUUUCACCACAACCCCCAGCAGGCGUACAUCUUUGCGCCCAUCGAAACCCCGAGGCGAGCUCGUCAGCAAUUCUUCGACGAUGCGACCGAUACCGAUAACUCACCUGAUGUGAGGAUGGUGUUGCCUCCACGAACCCCUCGAAGAAGUCCAAGCAAGGGAGAGAGGAGAUGGAACUAA